GCACUUUUGUUUCUGUCACCACUUUUUAUUUGCGCUUUUACACAACUUUAUAAAAAAUGGACGGCUACGCCGCGCAGCUUCAGGCCGAAGCCGCCGAAUCGGAAGGAAUUCUUCCACAAUGCUCUGAGCCCAGCAGUCCUCAGACCGGGCCAGAAACAAACACCAGCGACCUGGUUCCCUCAUUCAGCUCAAUGUUUGGGUUUGCCGCCAGCUGGGGAAAAGGCUCCAAACAGAAUUACAAUUAGACCACUUUGUCGACCAAGUGAAGAAGCAAUCCGAGGAAGUGACCAAGGCAUACACACAGGACAUUGCCGAAUUUGCACAGGCAGUCAAAGUGGGCGCCACACGCGGCAUGGACGAGCUCUCCACGCGCUUCACACAGCUUAAAACCGACCUCGAAGCGGAACUACAGCCGGAACAAAAAAGCAGGGCAGUUGAUGGAACCGAAACUGAAGCUCAGGACCAAAAAGUACACAGUCAAAAUAUGUUUGGCGGUAUUGGCAGACACUUCCAAGUGGACGCGCUGAUGCAGCAACAGGAGAAGGCUAAGCGGCUGAUGAGUAAGCUGGGAAGUGAUCUGGAGGACCUCCUGCGCGAUGCCAUUGUUAUUGAGGCGCCGGGGAGCGGCAGCACGGAGGAGCAGAAGAGCGCUGCGCGCAAAAUCAUUUACGACCGACGCAUGGCACAGCUGGCCGCCAUCAGGGAAUCUGAGGAUACGUAUUUGGUAGAUCCUCGCGAGAUGUCCGAGUUCAAGACCUUUGAGGAAGCGUUUGUUAUGGACCAGGGCAUGUUGCAAGUUGCGCAGCUGCUGGCAGAGAACCCCGCAAUGGCAGGUAUCCAUGCGAAGCUUGUCGGCGAAAAGGUUGAAGAGAAUGAGUUUUGGACGAGGUACUUUUUCCGCGCGUGGAUGGUCGAACAGGAGGAGGUGCGUCGCAAGAAACUCGUUGAAGCGGCGGUCGCUGCGACUGCAGAGGACGAGUUCAGCUGGGACGCCGAAGAGGAGGAUGAGGAUGAGGAGGAUAGCAAGAGCAAGGGGAAGACGGCAGAGACAGGAGCGGCAAAGAAUGGGUCUGCUGAAGUUUCCAAGACUAUGGAGCCCAAGACCGUCGAUUCCACCGAUGCUGCUGGUGACGUUGCAGCUCCGCAGCCGGCAGCCAUAUCAGAAGAGUCCAAGGCUGACAACAGCAAUGCCAGUGCCAGUGUGGACAAGGCUGACAAAACGGCCGGCAAGCCUGCUGCCGCCGCUGCUGCCCAGGCGGACAAGGCAGAUGGUGCAAAGCCAGACAGCAACGACGAUGCGUGGGAUGAGUGGGAGUAAAAUGUUGA
Kickxella alabastrina is the source of this 1326-nucleotide messenger RNA. RefSeq lists its product as uncharacterized. The record is from RefSeq and is a predicted model, not a curated record. Bases 485 to 1318 code for a protein of 277 amino acids. NCBI's taxonomy places the organism in Eukaryota, Fungi, Kickxellomycota, Kickxellomycetes, Kickxellales, Kickxellaceae. Gene Ontology annotation, cellular component: cytoplasm. The transcript has a single exon.